AUGGCAAAAAGAAAGUACAUGUCCAAAGUUGAUGGAAAAAUAAAUGUUGGAGAAAAGCAUCAAGCUAAAAUUCCAGAUUUAGUUGUGACAGAUGAAAAUGGAAAUGAUGUAAUAAACAAUGAAAUUCAUGAAAAUGGAAAUGAUGAUAUUGUAAAUGAUAUUAGAGGAAAUAAAAAAGCUAGAAUUGAAGAUGAUGUUGUUUCUAACGGAGAAGGAAGUAGAAGAGGUGAUAUCAUAAAUGAUGAAGUAGAAUCCGAAAUUGUAGAUGCAUCAUCAUCAUCAGUUGCUGUGAAUGAAAAUACUGAGAAUGAUAUUAUCUCAUCAAAUGAUAACAAAAAUGAAGAUGCAGCAGAAACUACGCAGGAUACCAAUGUAGAAGAGACAAUGACUAAUGACAUUACUGAAAAUGCAAAUACUUUAAAUGGUGACAACCAGGAGGAUGCUGUAGAUAACAAUUCCACAAAAGAGCCUGAACCUGAGGGAAAUACAAAUCUAGAAGAAGCAGUAGCAUCUGCUGAAAAUGACGCAACUGCUGAAACUGCUGAAACUGCUGAAACUGCCGAAACUGUCGAAACUGCUGAAAUUGCCGAAACUGCAGAAACUGCUGCAACUGCAGAAGAGGAAAAGAACGAAGAAAAUAACUAA
This is a messenger RNA of Plasmodium gonderi, 645 nucleotides long. RefSeq lists its product as hypothetical. The record is from RefSeq and is a predicted model, not a curated record. The coding region runs from base 1 to 645 and encodes 214 amino acids. The transcript has a single exon. Lineage: Eukaryota; Apicomplexa; Aconoidasida; Haemosporida; Plasmodiidae.